Messenger RNA from Fulvia fulva, 1107 nucleotides. RefSeq lists its product as uncharacterized. NCBI's taxonomy places the organism in Eukaryota, Fungi, Ascomycota, Dothideomycetes, Mycosphaerellales, Mycosphaerellaceae. The record is from RefSeq and is a predicted model, not a curated record. The transcript has a single exon. The coding region runs from base 1 to 1107 and encodes 368 amino acids.
AUGCCCCCGAGUCCGCCACAGACACCGACCCCGAGUUCAGUCUACUCCAGAAGUGUCAUGGACACACCUUCCGCCCCGAGGAGGAGACAUGGCCGGAUUGUUCCAGCCUUCCGCACUCCACGAUGUGGUGAAGACUUUGCGAGGUAUCCGCGCCGGUCACGGAUAGCCAACGUACAUGAUCUACCAGGGAGACACGAAGGCGAGCGAAUCGCCUUCAAGCACAUCGAUGCAGGCGACAAUCCGGUGUACAAGCCCAGCGUUGUUAGCGCCGCAAGAAAAAACUCUGCGGUAUCGCCCAAGAAGAUCAUCGAGAAGCCAUUCUCAGAAGUGACAAUCAACGCGGUGGCAGCGAGUUUCAUCGAUGCGCACAUUGCUAUGCCUUGUGUCACUAACACACUUUGCCAUCGGCUGACCUGCGGUCACACAGUAUGUACUGCCACGCCUGAAGUCUGCGCAAAAAACUGCACGGGACCCCACGACUCCGGCCAGCCCAGGAAUCGCGAGACGCUGUUUGAGUGUAUGCAGUGUAUCACGGAUCACAUCCAAGACAUGCAGUACGGACGCCUCACUAUGUUCGCAUUAGAGCUGGCAGAUCUCGCCAAGAAAAGGAACGAGCCCAGCGAUUGGAUACACAAGAAGAUCGACCUCGUACAGGCAGGAUGGAGAGACAACGAUCUCCAAGAGAUGAAUGAUCUGCGCGAGAAAGGGCAAGGUAGACACUGCCAAGCCCUAUGGAUCGAGCCCGAGAUGCAGGACCUGGUCGAUACUUCCAAUAAGGCUAGUCGAAUGCCUUCCAGAACAGCUCUCGAACAGUACGCCUCGCCGACCUGGCUACAAAGGCCGACACCAGAGCCCUCAACGCCGAGAAGCCGGAUGUCUUUGGAUGUUUCUGCACGGAAUUCAGUAAGCUCCAUAGCGACAACAGACUCCGGAGUACCCUCGUUACGCCAAUCGGUCACAGAGAUCUUCGCGAGACGCGAUAAGAAGGAGACUGUAGCCACGCAGCAGAAUCCAGCAGUCUAUGGGCAGGCUCUGACAACUGCAGCCACAACUCUAUUCAUCCAGGAUGAUCCAGAAGCGGAAGACGUGACGAUGGAGUUUGAGUGA